GCAGGGGAAAAAGAAUAAAAAGGAAAAGUAAAAAAAAAAAAAAUUUGGAACCAAAACCUAUCCUCUCUUUCUCUAUUUUAUCAGAAAAAUAGAAAAGGUUUGAAAAUGGCCAGCACCAAGGCAACACUCGUAUUUGCAGUCCUUUGCCUUCUCCUUAUAUCUGAGAUGGGAAUGCUCAUGGUUGAAGCUGAGAGAGCAGAUUGCCAACAGAAGUGUGCAUCGAGGUGCAGCAAGUCAUGGAAGCAGAAGAUGUGCCUCAAAACCUGCAACACAUGCUGCCAAAGGUGUAACGACGGCUGUGUGCCACCCGGCCCAACAGCUAACAGAGAUGUCUGCCCUUGCUACGCCCAGAUGAAGACCCAUGGCAACAGAUACAAGUGCCCUUGAAUUCUAAUUUGAUUAAUUAAUAAUUACCCAUUAUGGUUGAAAAUAAAAGGGGAGAGAAUAAGAGAGAAAGAGACAGUUGGCAAAAAAGAAAAAGGGAAUAAUUCUGUGCUUUUCAUUUUGUGGUGUAAAUGUGUCGGCACAGCUCUGAGUGUGUUUUAUGAUAAUUGUUGGGUUGUAAUAUAGAAAGUAUGAAAAAUCUCAAAUGCGACAAAUUGUUUGUAAUUCCUUUUAUUUGUUUUAAAUUUGUGGACCAACAACUGUUGGUGCUCAUUAAUAAAUGAAUUAUUUUUAU
Rubroshorea leprosula is the source of this 679-nucleotide messenger RNA. The record is from the annotation of a GenBank genome assembly. Lineage: Eukaryota; Viridiplantae; Streptophyta; Magnoliopsida; Malvales; Dipterocarpaceae.